This is a messenger RNA of Symbiodinium pilosum, 273 nucleotides long. Lineage: Eukaryota; Dinophyceae; Suessiales; Symbiodiniaceae. The record is from the annotation of a GenBank genome assembly.
AAGACCUUCCAAGAGUUCGACUUGGAUGGUUCCAACACGAUCAGCAUUUCGGAGUUGGAGGCGGUGUUGCAGCAAAUCGGCCUCGAUCCACCAAUGGACAUCGUCUACGCCAUAUUGGAGGCGAUCGACAUGGACCGGAGCGGUGACAUAGACUUUGACGAGUUCUGCGCUCUUUUGACCAGAAUGCUGGGCCCCGAUGGUAAGGUUGACAUUGAGAGAAUGUUGCGCAGUAUGUUUGACAGCAUGUCCUACGAAGCCAAGCAGCGAAAAGCG